CUUUUCUAGUUCUAGCUAACUUCCCAGGCCCGACAUCUUCGCCGCCGCUCGGUGCCCACCCAGUUGCCGAGGUUGCAACGCUGCAGCCGGCGAGGAUCGGAUGAACCAACCCCUCCUAUAAAUCCUAACUACACUGGAGGUGUGGUCGUGUGGGAUGAUCGAGUGUUAAACACUCCGUUAAGGUCUGAUCCGCGUCGAUCUUGAUUUCAGGGUGCGAUCUAUGGUCAAAUGAUGGAUGCGUGUUGUUUGUCCCUUUUUCCUGCCAUCCUUUGUGUCGCUAAGGCGUAGUUUAUUCUGAUGCUAAUUCGCUAGGGAGACUAUAUGAUCGGUCUGUCUUCUGCAGACAGCAACUUAGAUGAAACGCAGCUAUGAAUGUGAUCAUCUAACUAUUGGUUGCUGCUGCUGUUCUCCUUCCAGUUUGUGUAGAAUCUGCACAUGCUGCUCAAUCUUUUUGUCGAAAGUGUGACGGACUGUCAUUUGUUUCUCUUAUCAGACCGAGUCCUCUGCUCCCAUUCAUCUGUAGAGUGCAACAGCACUGCCAGAAUCAUGCAGUGCCCCAUGGACACUGCUGCUAGUGGAACCUCACCAGUGCUGCAGUUCCAUAGCAAUGCUGAUGAGUCGACCUCCCAUUCAUCUCCAUUGCCAACAUUAAUAGAACGUUCACAGCGCCAUUGCUGUGGGGAUGGAAUCCCAGGUGAAUUUCCCCUUGCUGUGAGCCCCUCCAUUGUCCUCCAUGUGCUCUCAGCUUGUGAUCUAGACCCGAAAGAUCUCGCCAAUCUGGAGGCUACAUGCACAUUUUUCAGUAAACCUGCAAAUUUUGCACCAAACUUUGCAUUGUCACUUCCAGAGCUUGCGGCAUUUGAUAUGUGCCAGAAAAGGACCAUGUUUAAGCUGAUGAAGCAAGAAGAUCAGGAGUGUCUGAAACAGCGGUGUGGAGGAUCUUGGAAGCAUGUUCUUAAGUAUAUUUUGGUUAGGGAGAAGAAUGGUUCUCGGGUGAUUGCCGGGCCAGGCCAUAGUAUAGUUAUCAGCUCAAAUGGAGAUGUAUAUUCAUUUGGGGCAAACUGCUCCGGACAGCUUGGCCUUGGGGAUUCAGAAGACCGGUUCAGGCCAUGUAUUAUUAGGUCUCUACAAGGCAUCAGAAUCACACAAGCUGCAGUUGGGUCUAGAUGGACAAUGCUUGUGAGUGACACAGGAAGCGUCUAUGCAUUUGGGAAGGAUAAUUUCAGGGGUGCAGAAGUAGUUGAUGAUGCUCAUAUUCAGAUUACAACUCCUAAGAUCGUGGAGUCAUUGAAGGGUGUUUUUGUAGUUCAAGCAGCCAUAGGGGGUUACUUCUCUGCAGUUCUGUCUAGAGAGGGUCGAGUUUACACUUUCUCAUGGGGCAAAGAGGAGAGGCUUGGCCACAGUUCGGAUCCUUCAGAUGUUGAACCUCGUCUUCUCUCUGGACUUGAGGAUGUUCCUGUUGCAUAUAUCUCUGCAGGAAAUUGCUACCUUCUUAUGUUGGCCUACCAGCCAAAUGGAAUGUCUGUGUAUUCUGUGGGUUGUGGCUUAGGAGGCAAGCUUGGGCAUGGAUGCAAAACUAACAAGGGGAUGCCCAAGUUGAUUGAACAGUUUCAGUCCUUGAGCUUUAAACCAGUUUCAAUAGCAGCUGGCACUUGGCAUGCCGCAGCCCUUGGUGCUGACGGGCGUGUGUGCACCUGGGGUUGGGGUCACACUGGUUGUCUGGGGCAUGGUGAUGAGGAAUACAAGGCUGUUCCCACAUUGGUUGAAGGAUUACGCGACGUGAAGGCCGUUCAUCUCUCCACUGGUGAAUACACAACAUUUGUCGUCGCUGAGAAUGGGGAUGUAUACUCCUUUGGAUCCGGUGAAUCCUUAGUUUUCCAGGAGGACGAUGAAGCAGAGGAGGGUCCGGAUUUCUCGACACCGAGCAUAGUCAGCUCGCUCAAGGCUCUGAACAAGAAGGUCGUGCAGAUCAGCCCCACAAACGCCUCGUACUGGCUGAACUCGGAAAUGGGUCACCCGCACACAUUUGCGGUGAUGGACUCCGGUGACUUGUGUGCCUUUGGAGGAGGGAUCAGAGGCCAGCUCGGCGUGAAGCUCCUUGAGGGCGUAGAAAAAGUGAGCGUGCCGAUGCAUGUUCCGAUUGUUCUCAACUGAUCCCAUCCCACCAGCAUUUGCCUGAACAUUCGCGAUGGCACUCUGGUCUCGGAAACAACCAGUUUGUGCCUUCGCACCAGUGUGGUAAGCUUAGACAUGGUAGGAUGUAAAUAUUAGGGAGAAUUUGUUUUCUCUGAACUUUUCGAAUGUGAUAUGAAUCGUCUGGAUAAAGUUUACCUAAUUAAUCUGUGACCAACUCUGUUUACCCAACUUGGUGACCAUCACUAAAAUCAGUGAUUAUUUCUGGAUA
Molecule: messenger RNA, 2404 nt
Organism: Sorghum bicolor (sorghum)
Lineage: Eukaryota; Viridiplantae; Streptophyta; Magnoliopsida; Poales; Poaceae
Product: ultraviolet-B receptor UVR8
Exons: 6
Coding region: 436-2154 (572 amino acids)
Source: RefSeq, a predicted model, not a curated record